CUCUCUCUCUCUCUCUGUACUUGUUGUUUCUCUCUCUCUCUAGAAGAUAUAUCUGUCUUCGAUUUCUCUCUCUGCCUAUAUCUCUCAAACUCACUGUUCCCUUAUUUCAGAGACAAGUGUCUCUUCCAUGCUUGUUCAGAACUCUAACGAGGAAUCAAUCAACGCGAUAGAGAGAGAAGAGAUAAAGGGGGAAUAAAAAAGACAUCUCCUGCUUGCAUACGUAAAAUAGCUCUGCAGAAUCUCAUAUCCAGAGAGAGAGAGAGGAAUGCACGGAUGCAAGUGUUUUCUGGGAUUAUCAUACUUGUUCACUGAAUCAAAAAUAAAUGAAUGACACGUUUUAUCUGAAGAUCAUUUCUGCUGCUGGAUUCUCGCUUAUUUUUAUUUCUUAGCCCUUCUUAAAUCUUGCUGUACAAAGCCAUUCUUAACUCUUGCUGUACAGAGCCAUUCUCAUGGCUGGUAGUAAUGAAGUCAAGCAAAAUGAAUCCAAGAGGGUAGUUCCGCUGAACACAUGGGUCCUCAUCUCUAAUUUCAAGCUUGCAUAUAAUCUCCUUCGCCGCCCCGACGGGACCUUUAACCGUGAUUUGGCGGAGUUCCUUGAACGUAAAGUGAAUGCCAACACCAUUCCAGUUGACGGGGUUUUCUCCUUUGAUUACGUCGAUCGAGCCACAGGCCUCCUUAACCGGGUUUACCAACCUGCCCCUGAAAAUGAGGCUCAAUGGGGCAUUGUAGAGCUUGAAAAGCCUUUGAGCAGCACUGAGAUUGUCCCAGUUAUAAUCUUCUUCCACGGUGGAAGCUUCACUCACUCCUCUGCCAAUAGUGCUAUCUAUGACACCUUCUGUCGCCGCCUUGUGAGCGUUUGCAAGGCUGUUGUGGUGUCUGUUAAUUAUCGGCGGUCACCUGAGUACCGGUACCCAUGUGCAUAUGAUGAUGGUUGGGCAGCUCUUAAAUGGGUUAAGUCAAGAACUUGGCUUCAAAGUGGGAAGGAUUCCAAGGUUCAUGUAUAUUUGGCUGGGGAUAGUUCAGGUGGAAAUAUAGCUCACCAUGUUGCAGUGAGGGCAGCGGAAGCUGAUGUUGAAGUAUUGGGUAAUAUCCUUCUGCACCCAAUGUUUGGUGGGCAGAAGAGAACUGAAUCAGAGAAGAGAUUAGAUAGCAAGUACUUUGUUACAAUUCAAGAUCGUGACUGGUAUUGGAGAGCAUAUCUACCCGAAGGGGAAGAUAGAGAUCAUCCAGCAUGUAAUAUCUUUGGCCCUAGAGGGAGAAACCUCGCCGAACUCAAAUUCCCUAAAAGUCUAGUCGUUGUGGCUGGUUUCGAUCUUGUUCAAGAUUGGCAAUUGGCUUAUGUUGAAGGACUACAGAAAGCUGGCCAUGAAGUGAAACUUCUUUAUCUAAAGCAAGCCACAAUAGGGUUCUAUUUUUUGCCAAAUAACGAUCAUUUCUAUUGCCUCAUGGAGGAGAUUAAAAACUUCGUCAAUCCUAACUGUUAAUAUACUACUUAUCCUUACGUACAGGCAGCCAAUACAUAACAGAAGCUUGACACUUUAACUUGUGUUCUCCUUUUUUUUCUUCCCCUUUUGCAGUCAUGGUGUGUAGUUAUAAGAAUGUGUAGUAUUACUUCUUACCAUAUCACCACUUGGUGAGGUGAUAUGAGUUCUGUUUCAGCAGAGACUAGUUGUUGUUGGUCUGGAGACCGGAGAGUACUGCUUAUGUCUUGUGGGUGCAUAGAAGUAUUCAAGCGGAGAGGGCCAGUUUCAGCGGCUACUGACGAUCAGAACUUGUUAAUGGCAUUCAGCUGAGCCACCAGAUAAAAAAUUAAGCUUUACCCUGGUUCACUUCUAGCCAUAAAUAAUGGGGAAGGAAGAAGUGUGUGGGUAAUGUUUGGUGGCUUGAUCAAUUGGUUUUAGUGAGUUGGCAAUUUACAAGCACUAAUUUCAGACUGGAACAUAUCCAAUCUUGAUAUGACUUGUAUGUUAUACUUGUGUUGUAGAAUAUAUAAAAGAUUUUGUUUGCAUUUA
This is a messenger RNA of Hevea brasiliensis (rubber tree), 2012 nucleotides long. Its product is annotated as gibberellin receptor GID1B. Gene Ontology annotation, biological process: raffinose family oligosaccharide biosynthetic process; floral organ morphogenesis; positive regulation of gibberellic acid mediated signaling pathway. The record is from RefSeq and is a predicted model, not a curated record. NCBI's taxonomy places the organism in Eukaryota, Viridiplantae, Streptophyta, Magnoliopsida, Malpighiales, Euphorbiaceae. Gene Ontology annotation, molecular function: gibberellin binding; hydrolase activity. The transcript is spliced from 2 exons. Gene Ontology annotation, cellular component: nucleus; cytoplasm. Bases 450 to 1484 code for a protein of 344 amino acids.